UCACAUGACUAUGUGUUAUUAAUGGACCUGCUGCUGGCUCAGAGGUCGGGGAGUAGAUGCUGCUGCGUGUGGGAACGGGGAUCCACAGCUGCUUCAAGAUGCCUGGGAAAAGCUCUCCGGGAAGAAGGCCGCUAAGAUCUGAAAAUCUAGCAUUAGGGCUCAGUGUUAUUCUUAUGGGCGUUUCAGCUUGUUAUGCAGUUCCCUCUUAUGUGAAAGGGUCUGACCCUUCAAAGUGCACUGUGGACCCUGGCAGUCGGUUUGACUGUGCACCAGAGAAAGGUGUAAAUAAAGAAGAAUGCGAGGCUCGGGGGUGCUGUUAUUCUCCUGCAGCAGAUGGCCCAGGCAUUGGACAACCCUGGUGCUUUUACCCACCCACCUACCCCAGCUAUAAGAUGUCCAACAAAACCGAGACAGAAAAUGGUUUUAUUGCCACGCUCAUACGAAGCGUGAAGACCUUCAUGCCCACUGAUAUAAUGACCUUACAGCUGGAAGUUUCAUUUCAGACUGAUUCAAGACUGCGUAUUACUAUAAAGGACCCAGCUCAGAAACGCUAUGAGGUUCCAAUAGCCACACCUUGUACCAAAGGGAAGGCAGCCAAUGCUCUCUAUGAUGUCCAAACCACUACAGAGUCCUUCAGCAUACUGGUCAGAAGAAAGUCCAGUUUACAGAUCCUGAUGAACACGGCCCUGGCUCCCCUGCUGUUUGCAGAUCAGUUCAUACAGAUUUCCACAUCCCUCCCUUCCCAGUAUUUGUAUGGUCUGGGGGAGCAUCUCACGUCCAUCAACCUAGACCUCAAUUGGAGCCGUCUCACGUUCUGGAACAGAGACAUCUCACCAGAGACAAAUGCAAACCUCUAUGGUUCUCAUCCAUUCUAUCUGGCUUUGGAAAAAGAUGGUUCAGCUCAUGGGGUGUUCUUGCUCAACAGUAAUGCCAUGGAUGUUCUUCUGCAGCCAGCUCCAGCCCUGACCUGGAGAACUACAGGAGGAAUCCUGGACUUCUAUAUGUUCCUGGGCCCAGACCCCAAGGCAGUGAUUCGCCAGUAUCAGGAAGCGAUUGGGCUUCCCUUCAUGCCGCCCUUUUGGGGCCUGGGCUUCCACUUAUGCCGCUGGGGUUACUCCACGUCUGACAUUACGCGGGAAGUGGUGAGAAAUAUGAGUAAAGCCAGUAUACCUUUGGAUGUACAAUGGAAUGACAUUGACUACAUGGAUGAAUAUCGAGACUUUACAUAUGACAAAACACGUUUCAGAGAUUAUCCAGAGAUGGUUAAAGAAUUCCAUGCGCAAGGUCUAAAAUACAUUAUGAUUGUGGACCCAGCAAUAAGCAGCUCCAGCCCCCCUGGAAGUUACCCGCCUUAUGAUGAGGGAUUAAAGAGAAGAGUUUUCAUUACUAAUGAGACGGGCCAACCUCUUGUGGGCAAGGUUUGGCCAGGCCUUACUGUCUUCCCCGACUUUACAAACCCUGACACAUUUAGCUGGUGGCAUGAUAUGGUGAAGAAUUUCUAUGACCAGGUGCCUUUUGAUGGAAUGUGGAUAGACAUGAAUGAGCCGUCUAACUUUGUCCUGGGUUCAGUAGAUAACUGUCCAGACAACAAACUAGAAAAACCCCCAUAUGUCCCAGCUGUAAUAGGAGGUGCGCUGCAGCACGCUACCAUCUGUGCUUCCAGCAAGCAGCAUGUCUCCACACACUACAACCUGCACAACUUGUAUGGACUCUCUGAGGCAAUAGCUUCCCACAAUGCUUUGGUGAAAAUCCGGGGAAAGCGUCCUUUUAUUAUCUCACGAUCGACAUUUGCCAGCCAUGGCCACUAUGCAGGGCACUGGACGGGUGAUGUAGCCAGCACUUGGGAGCAGCUGUACUACUCAGUGCCAGCUAUGUUACUUUUCAACAUGUAUGGUAUCCCACUGGUGGGGGCAGACAUUUGUGGAUUUGUUGGAAACACCACAGAGGAGAUGUGUGUACGAUGGAGUCAACUUGGUGCUUUUUAUCCAUUCAUGAGAAACCACAACAAUCGUGAUGCCCGGCCACAGGAACCAUAUGUUUUCAGCAAGGAAUCUCAGGCAGCUAUGAAGAAUGCAUUGCACAUACGAUACUCGCUGCUUCCUUAUCUGUACACAUUGUUUUAUAAAGCCCACAACUUAGGGGAGACUGUGGCUCGUGCUCUCUUUCUGGAGUUCCCCACUGACCAAAAUACAUGGACAAUUGACCGGCAAUUCCUUUGGGGAGAUGGUCUACUGAUUACCCCAGUCCUUGAGCAAGGAAAAACUGAAGUCAAUGGGUACUUUCCUCUCGGGACAUGGUAUUCACUUCAGACGGGUUCACAAAUUAAAAGUAAGGGUCAGUGGAUCACGCUUCCAGCACCAAUGGAUACUAUUAAUGUUCACAUUCGCGGUGGCAGCAUUCUGCCCAGACUGGUGCCAGGUAUGACUACACAGGAAACCCGCAACAAUAGUCUGACACUGGUGGUGGCACUUACGGAUCAGGGAUUUGCCCGGGGAGAUCUAUUUUGGGAUGAUGGAGACAGUUUGGAAACCAUUGAAAGGAGAGAUUAUACUCAACUGAUGUUCAUUGCUACAAAUAAUGCACUGCUGAGCGAGGUGUUGCACGUGAACUGCCAAGCAGACAGCCUAAAGCUGGAAUCAGUGGAAGUGUACGGGGUGCUCAGUCUUCCCACCAAAGUGCUGGUUAACCAGGUGGCCACUGAAGAUUUCACAUACAAAGCAGAUACCAAGGUUCUCUCAGUAUCGAAGCUCCAUCUACCUAUAGGAAUCCAGUUUACAAUCACAUGGUCUUGAUGCUGCAGUUUACAGACUGGGAUCUUUUAUUGCUGAAGCUGCUAAAUAUAUGGUACCAUAGAGGGAAACGCAUUGAAAUGUGGGACAUUCUAAAUUUGGGCAUUUUUAUUAUCAAGAUGAUGUGCAAUAAUACCAGAAAAUCAUGUAUAUGCAAUUAUUGCGUGAUUUACAGUUCUGACUUCUGUUAUUGUCAUUUGCAGUUCAGGGUAAUAUUUGCUGCUGGAAAUACACUGGAAACUUUGCUGCCUACAAACAUUGUAAGAUAUCUAAAUUUCUGUUUUUGUAAAAAUAUUAUUACCCUUUUGCCCAAAAAUUUCCUUUGGGUCUGCACAUUGCACAGGACUGCGUAUACUCCAUGUCCUUUUACUGUUCUUUUAAUAAACUUACAAGAAAAUCUUU
Molecule: messenger RNA, 3191 nt
Organism: Pseudophryne corroboree (corroboree frog)
Lineage: Eukaryota; Metazoa; Chordata; Amphibia; Anura; Myobatrachidae
Gene: GAA
Product: alpha glucosidase
Exons: 20
Coding region: 57-2792 (911 amino acids)
Biological process (GO): lysosome organization; glycogen catabolic process
Cellular component (GO): lysosomal membrane
Molecular function (GO): carbohydrate binding; alpha-1,4-glucosidase activity
Source: RefSeq, a predicted model, not a curated record